CAUAAGCAGCAAACAUUCCUCGCGCAGCUGAGAGUGAGUGAGUGUACAGGGACAUGGUAUCGACUGUCAGUGCUGCUCUUCUCCGCACACAACAUGGGCUCAGCCGCCCAUACCACCAAAAGCAGAGCCCCAGCUUCACUGCAAAGCCCCGGACUCGGUUCUGUGUCGUGGAUCGCGUGUAUUGUUGAGAUAUUUGAGGUGUAAAAUGUGGGUGAUGGUGCUGUGGACUCAGGACAAGAUGGCAGCAGUAUGAGACACACACAUCUACAUGCUGUGAGUUCAGUCGAAGUGUGUAAAAUGAUCGGAGAAGACCUGGAUUAUAUCUACUGUUAGUCCGUGUGAAAGGUAUGGCCUCACAAGUCUUGGUCUACCCACCACAUGUUUUUCAAACUCAGACAAGUGCCUUUUGUAGUGUGAAGAAACUCAAAGUUGAGCCCAGUAACUGUGUUUACCAUGAGAGGGCCUACCCACAGACUUACUUGAAUGGUAGAACCCUUGGCAUUGCUUACCCGGCAAAAAUCACUGCUUCUUUUAAGACACAAGAUUCUGUGAUCGGCAGACACCGCGGGCAGGAGUUUCCAUUGCAAACGGCUGCUGUACGCGGUGUGCGACGUCAGCAUACCACCACAGCGGCGCAGCAGCAAAAAGGGGGUGUCGCCUCUCGGGAUAAGGAGCCGGAGCACCAGGAAAAAGGAAAGGGUUGCAGCAGUGGAGCUACAGGGGCAGUUGGAAGGGGUAGGGGAGAGGGAAGCGACAGUCAAGAAGGAGGAGGUGGAGGACAGGGUGAAGGUGACGAAGGUGGUGGAGGAGAGGACGAGGGUGACCGGGAAGACUGUGGAGUUUUUAACUUGCAAGACAGCUCCCACAGAUGCGGGCUGAAACGUAAGAGCAGGGAGCUGGAGAACUUGGGGAGCGCCAUGCAGAUUGUAGAGGACCUGUCAAUGUUACCUGCAAUGUUGCAAUCAAAUUUGGGAAAUCCACCAGUUGCGGUCCCAGCGGCAGUUGGUGGAGGGCCUGCAAAACAAGGUGGAAAUUCCGGAAACGGGGAUGGAGACUACCAGUUGGUGCAGCAUGAGUUGCUAUGCUCUUUGAAGAACACCUACGAGGUAUUAGACUUCCUCGGCCGUGGUACUUUCGGCCAGGUAGUGAAAUGCUGGAAACGAGGCACCAAUGAGAUUGUGGCGGUGAAGAUCCUGAAGAAUCAUCCAUCAUAUGCACGACAGGGCCAGAUUGAAGUAGGCAUCCUGGCACGCCUCAGCAGCGAGAAUGCAGAUGAGCAUAAUCUGGUGCGAGCUUUUGAGUGUUUCCAGCACCGCAGCCACACCUGCCUCGUGUUUGAGAUGCUGGAGCAAAACCUGUAUGACUUCCUCAAGCAGAACAAAUUCAGCCCGCUACCUCUGAAGGUGAUCCGUCCCAUUCUUCAGCAGGUGGCCACGGCGCUAAAAAAGUUGAAGGGCAUGGGACUGAUCCAUGCGGACCUGAAGCCUGAGAACAUCAUGCUGGUGGACCCUGUACGGCAGCCCUACCGGGUGAAAGUCAUAGACUUUGGCUCAGCCAGUCACGUCUCCAAAGCCGUCUGCUCAACGUACCUCCAGUCGCGGUACUACAGGGCUCCAGAGAUCAUUCUUGGCCUGCCUUUUUGUGAAGCCAUAGACAUGUGGUCGCUGGGAUGUGUGAUUGCUGAGCUCUUCUUGGGCUGGCCUCUCUACCCAGGAGCCCUUGAGUUUGACCAGAUCCGCUACAUUUCUCAGACGCAGGGUCUGCCAGGCGAGCAUCUGUUAAAUGUGGGGACGAAGACGUCUCGCUUUUUUUGCCGGGAGUCAGACUCGCCAUAUGCGGCCUGGAGACUUAAAUCCACAGAAGAGCACGAGACCGAGACGGGGCUGAAAUCAAAAGAAGCCAGAAAGUACAUCUUCAGCUGUUUGGAUGACAUAGCGCAUGUGAAUCUAGUGAUGAAUCUGGAAGGCUGUGAUUUGUUGGCAGAGAAGGUUGAUCGUGCAGAGUUUGUGGGUUUGCUGAAGAAGAUGUUGUUGAUAGAUGCAGAGGAAAGAAUCGCCCCGAGUGAUGCCCUUAGCCAUCCUUUUGUUACCAUGCAGCACCUUUUAGACUUCCCCCACAGCAACCAUGUCAAAUCGUGUUUUCACAUUAUGGACGUGUGCUGCUCACGGCCAGGCAGUUAUGAGUCUCUCAGUCGGACCAAGGCUCCGUUUAUCAGGACUGUCCCGAGCACUGGUGCAGCGCCCAGCAUUACCCUGCCCUUCUGCAAGGUGACUGGCAUUCACACUCAGGCUUUAGCCUCAUCCGCUCCUUCAGUGAUGCAUCCUGGAAUACCUCUCCAGACAGGAAGUGCUCAGUUUGGUGACUCUUUCCAACAGGCGCUUAUUCUCUGUCCCCCAACUUUGCAAGGUCUCCCACCCAACCCAAAAAAGCCAGCGGGAUACUCGGUGCGUAUGGAAAGUACAGUCCCACUGGUGACACAAGCUUCUGCCAUCCAGCCUCUACAGAUCAGACCAGGGGUCAUUACACAGCAAGCUUGGUCAAGUCGUGCCCAGCAGAUCUUGGUGCCCACCUGGCCUCAGGUGGCCCAGGUGGCCCCUGUGGCGCCUUCAGCAACAACAAUGGCCUCAGAAAGAGUGGCAGGUCCACAAAGACUAGCAGAUUGGGGGAAAGUUCAUUCCCUUGGCAACCAUUACAGCUCCAUGAUGCCCCACCACCAGCCACUGUUAACCAACCCGAUGGCCAUGUCAGCUCACCAGCCUAUCAGCAUAGGGAUCGCUCAUGUGGUGUGGCCACAGCCAGCUGCUAACAAGAGAAAUAAACCAUCUUCAAACAGAAGUAACAACUUCAUGCACAGCUCCAAUUUCCAAAACUCAUCAUGCCAGUCCCCAAAGAUGGUAGACAGUGCCAAACACACAGAAGAGGCGGCAGCAGAUUGUGUAGUGGAGGCGGAGUCUGAGGCGGUGCCAGAGGAGGAGCCUGUGUGCUGUAAAGCAGAAGCAGAGUACGAGGACUCAACUGUGUCUCAGAAGCAGAGACAGACCAUUGUGAUCGCUGACUCCCCGAGCCCUGCAGGCAGUGUCAUCAGUAUCAGCAGUGGAACAGAUGAGGAGGGGCCGGACACUCAGAAACAUUCACUAGAGUGUAAGGGUAGCCCGGAGUGUGAGGCAUGUCAGAGCACACUGAAUAUGGAGCGUGUGUGUUCCCUUAGCAGUCCCGAUUCAACCCUUAGCACCAGUUCAUCUGCUUCAGAACAGUCCAGCGCCUCCCCUUGCAAGAGACCCAACAGUAUGUCAGAAGAUGAGCGUGAGAGUGGAUGCGAUACGGUAGACGGCUCGCCCGCGUCUGUGUCCUCCAGUCGAGCUGACAGCCCUUUCCUUGAGGCCACCUAUAUCAAUGACAACAACCAGAACUGCAAAGCCAAUGGAACCACAGAGGCUGAGACUACCAAGCUGCCCGUCCGCACCAUGGUGGUGCCGCCCAUGCGGGUUCAGAAUAAUGAGCCAAUAGGCCACACAGAACCAUCUUGCCCCCCCAAAGGCCGUAGUGGUUCCAACAGACAGCCGCCCUACUCGACGUUACUGGUGAAUCGCCAACAGAAGACCGCACAGGCUUUCCCGCCCCUGCAGCCCUCUCAACAGCAGCUCCCCUUUGGACAGCGUUACCGGGGAAACCUCGAUCUCUACCACUCCAACAGCGCCUCCCGCUGGCAGAGAAUUAAUUUGCAUAUAUAUGCCGCCACAAAUAGUGUCCAGCAUUAUGGGUCGUCCCACCAGGAGUGGAACGGCAACUACAGCCACCGCCGGCCUCAAGCGUUCAUCCCGCCCACCGUUCAUGGCCACACAUUCACACUGCCUCACGGCAGUCCCACCCACACUGCCCACCCUCAAUCGCACCUGGGUGUCCACCCUCACACCCAGCCGACUUUACUGUCCUACCCCCCUUCAGGCCCACUGGUGACAAAUGCCCCAAUGGCCCACCUCUUAGCUUCACCUGGGGCGACACGGAAUCAUGUCUUUCAGCCGGCUUAUGGCCUCUCCCAUCCGGCGGGACACCUUGUGCACCAGGUCACUGUGGGGCUCAACCGCCUUUUGCCCUCUCCAACCCUCCACCCUCAAGGCCAAUUCAAGCCUCUGUUCCCCCCACACUCCUUCAUCGCAUCACCUGCAUACGCAGGCUUCCCACUCAGUCCCACCAAACUAAACCAGUACCCAUACAUCUGAGACUCGCUCUGCAACCCUCUGGAGGGCCGCCAACACGGACGUAACUGUAGAAACCACAAACCACCUGGUUCUCGUACCCAAAGCCAUGGCGCAAGAGGGAAAGAAAGCAGUUUCUUUAAAUCACGUAGACUUGAUUGAGUGCAAUUAAAAUGAGCUUUAAAAGAGGAAACGUUUGGAAAGUCUUUAGCAAGUAGGUAAAGAAAGCGCACGGUUGAGAAGCAAGCGAUUUGGAUAAAUAAGAAAAAAAAACAAAAAACUGUUUUGCACAUUUGAUACAUCACCUUAUCGUAUUUUCAGAUCUUCAGAUUUGAGCGCUCCUCUAAUGAAUAUCAACAACGGAUGGUGUCCAAAAUCAUGUGAUGGUCAACUUAUUUUUAUACAUUGCCUUUACCUUGUAUACAACACAUGUUUGUUUGUUUGUUUGUUUGUUUGUAAAGACAGCCCUGUAUGUUGUUCGCAACAUAAAAUGUGUCCACUUGCCGUGUUUUCUUGCGUUCCAAGUAUUUGUACUUUUCUCUGCGUCUUUGGUGUUGUUUGGAAUGGAGUCUCCUAAAGGAAUCGUUCAUCGCAUGUGUUGCAUGAUGUUGAUCAGAGAGAAGCCUGUAGGGGCUCUUGACGUGUCUAGAGGCUCGCUGCAUUGUUGUCCCCAGCCAUAGUGCCUUAUAUAUCGGCAGUCGUUCGUGUUCUACUACACUAUCUCUCUGUGUGUAUAUACAAUGUGUUUGUGUGCGUACGUGUGCGUACGUGUCCUGGACUGCAGCACUUGCAAUUCAAAUCAGUCCGUGCGUUCUUUGUGUGUGCGUGUAUAUGUAUUACGUAUAUAUAUACACACUGGUGUAUUAUUUCAUGCAUAGAUAGGCAUCAAUGUACUGCAUUGCACAAACCGCAGUGCUUAUUUUUGGAUCCAAUGUAUAUUUGAGAUGUAGUGAGUUACCUUUUGCGUUAUUUCUUCGGAAGACGGCAUGCUUUUGCUGCUGCAAACGCUUGCUGUUGGAUUUGUUCUUAUUCUCAUUUUUUUCGUUAUCUUAAAUUAACUAGUUGUGUAGAGGAUACAAUGAAUUUCUAUUCAGAAAAAUCUACAAAACUAACAGUAUUUGUACUGUUUAGUAAAACUGCAAUACAAUCUAUAUAGUUUGUUUUUUCUUUUUGUCUGUGUAUUUAGUUCUUUGGGUUUGUGUGUGUUUGUGUUUGCUGUGGUGGGCAUGGCUUCGACUAGAUGAAGACACAAAUGCAAAUAUCGGUCUUUGAUUCAGGGUCAUGGAUUCAUCUUAGCCUGAGCAGACCAUGCAGUAUUUGAUGUAUAGACACUUAUGAGUAUAUAUCUAAUAGAGCUAGUUUAUUUAGUGCUGAAGCUUGACACGGUGUGUUUAAGGUGUGCAAUUCUCAUUUAUGCAUGUGUGAAUUGAUUUUUUUUUUCUUAAUUAUAUCAUUAUAUCAUAUGUUGAAAGCUUGUUGGUGUCAACUGCAUUUUAUACAUUCCGUCAGGGAGAAAUAAAUAUAUAUUGUGUGUGCAUAUAUAUAUAUAUAUAUAUAUAUAUAUAUAUAUAUAUAUAUAUAAUAUAUUGCAGUGUGCAUUUUUGUUUUCAGUUUGUUCUGCUUGGUUUGUGUGUUUUUGCCUCUCAAAUUAAGUUGCUUGUGCAUCACCAAAGACUGUAAUUUGAAGGCUCUGUUCCAAACCUAGUGAUCUGCCUAAGCAGGCACUAUUUCAAGGCAUCGUAGUUACACUCCUGCUCCCUGAGAUUCUCUUUAAUGGAAAGAUAUCAUCCUCGCUGCUCUAUCAUUGGAAAAGCAUCAUGUGUGCCUCGUAAACCAAUCACAUUAUAGCCUUGAUGUCACUAAACCACUUUCAAUCAUGUUUGCAGACACGGCAUGAGAAGUGCCGUAAAAGGAAAUCUUACCUGUCACAAAAUUGUUGGUGACUUCUAUUAUAAAACUGCAUAUUUUUGUUUUUUUUGCUAGAAACUGUCGAUUCAUUAGUAAGAUUAACAAAUAUAGUCCAUUAAAAUAAUUCAGUUUAAAAAAAAAAAGACUAUUUUACCCGGUAUUUAUGUAAUAUAUAUUUUUACGCUUACGAAUGGUAGCUUAGCAACAUGCUAACAUUACACUAUUUAAAUCAACUGCUGGCCGAGCCUAUUCGCAAGUCAUUUGUAUGGCGAGUUACUGCGCAUGUAAAACUUCCUAUAUCGGCUGUGUAUGAAGGCAAUAGACCGCAAAGCAGCUCGUUAGGUUUUGGAACAGAGCCAUUUCUCUGAGCAAGGUAGCUACUCUUUCUGCAUAGACCUCACGUAUACUGUAGUAAUUAUAGUCAUGGGGUAAAUUUCUAAAAUUGUAUUUAAAAAAAUGGCUGAGGUUAUGUUUAGCUUUUUGAACAAGUAAUAAGUCGUAUCAUCUAUCUUGAAUGUAUCAUAGACAAGCUGCUAUAUAUUGAUUGCCACUUCAGAUAGCUGUGAAAUUAGAUUAGACUAGUUCAUAUCUGCAUUCGUUUAUUUGUAUGGGUCUCUCUGAUUGCCUAAACUAGAAGUGGAUUUUGAUUUUGAGUAAAUUUUUUGCUUCAAUGUUUGGAGUGUCAUUGUAACUACUGUAUUGCUGAUAUUGGACAUUUAGAAUUGUUUUUCUUUUUUCAAAUCAGUAUUGUAUCUUCAUAACUGUUCUGGCUCAUCACUGCAUAUUAAUGGACGUGUUUGUGUAACUUAAUUUUUGUAUGUUUACCUGCUUAUCUGUUUUUGACUUGUAAUAGCUUGCAGGAUUGAUUUAACUUUAUCCAAAUGAACAGUUAUUCUGCAGUGUUUCAGAAAUACAAACGUUAAGUUUUUUUUUUCCUUCUCUUUUCUUUUCUCUGUUAAUAAGAUAAUCAACCCCAUAACCUCAUACCACUGAGCACUUAUUAAAACGCUAGUGUGCAGUACACAUGGCCAUGUUUUGAUAUACAGUGUUGUGAUCAAAUGAAUUUAGUGUCCAACUGAAUUGUGAUUUUAUUAAUGUUUGUCAUUUGAAAGUUGAGAACAUAUUUUUAACAAAUUAUCACUGAUGUCAGCUGGUAUGUUAUAUUCAUGUUUGGUCGUGUCAUGUCAUGUCUUUAUUUUUUUUUUUUUUUGUGAACAGUGUAAGCAACACUGUCUGUGCCUUGAUUGAGAUAAUGGUAAUGACACAUUCACUUUGCAAAAACAAAACAAGUAUUCAGCUCACCCACUGACCAGACCAAAUAUAACAAAGAGCAAACAGUAUAACUUUCCAUUCCAGGGAUCGAAAUGGUUAUAUACACUUUUAAAUAAAUAAAUAAAUAAUCAUAUAUGCAUUAAUUUGAGUUAAUAAUCACUAAUAUAUGUCUAUUUAAUCUUAACCAGCUGAUUCUAACAUUUUUGACAUUCUAAUUUCAAUCUUUGCAUAAAGAAUGUAAUACAUUGCACCCUGUGCAUGUUUCGAUCCCUGUGAAAUGGCAUUCACCAGCAUUUAGCCUGAAUACAUCCAGUGUCAAUAUAGAAAAGACUGUACUCAACACUUUCAGUAUUUGUUGUAUGUUCAUAUUUAAACCAAUUCAAGUGGAUAUGGAUGAUUUCUGUUGAACUCUUUUCUAUUAACAGCAUUCAAUAAACAUUGCCACCAUUUUAAUGACAUUCAAUGCUUUUAUGCAUUUUUUUUUUCUUUUUAAUUAUUAUUUUGGAAGUAAUGUAUUGGCAAAAUUACUUUUUUUUUUUUUUUUUUUUUUUAGUUAAUUAUUUAACCUAAAAUAUUUACCAUUCAACCUGAAAUUGACUUCCCGGUAUGUGCUUUGUAAUCUGUUUAUACAAGUUUCAUGGUUUAUAGCAUAUUUUACAAUCUAUCAAAGAAGUUAUUUCACACUGCAAGUUAUGGGUUUCAUGUUUCAAUUACUUGGUUAAUUAGGAGUUUUAAAUUUCACUGUUUUGAUAUUUGUAGACUUUUGUGGCUUUUUGUUUAGCGUUUUGUUUCAUUUGCUUAUUUGAUUUGAUGCUACACUAGUUUGUCACGUAGCACUUGCACUGUGCAAUAUUUAACAGUAUGAGGACUGGGGAAAUGUAACCCUUUGGAUAUAAUGUCUUUACAGAGUGUAAUUGAUGUUUCCUCUCUAGUUCUCAGUGAAUAAAGAUGUGACCAAGCCUUCUUUACUUAGUCACAUUAAACAGAAUUUCCAGGUGACUUUUGGUGAGUGAAUAAGAAUUCAUGGUGUUUUAUUGUCAAGGUUCACUUUGAAUACAAAAGAAAAAUAAAGCAAAAGCAGAAAAAAAAUU
This is a messenger RNA of Onychostoma macrolepis, 8467 nucleotides long. It is a transcript of the gene hipk3b, whose product is annotated as homeodomain interacting protein kinase 3b. The transcript has 17 exons. Gene Ontology annotation, molecular function: protein tyrosine kinase activity; ATP binding; protein serine/threonine kinase activity. Gene Ontology annotation, cellular component: nucleus; cytoplasm; PML body. NCBI's taxonomy places the organism in Eukaryota, Metazoa, Chordata, Actinopteri, Cypriniformes, Cyprinidae. The coding region runs from base 348 to 4220 and encodes 1290 amino acids. The record is from RefSeq and is a predicted model, not a curated record. Gene Ontology annotation, biological process: peptidyl-serine phosphorylation; peptidyl-threonine phosphorylation.